This is a messenger RNA of Condylura cristata (star-nosed mole), 882 nucleotides long. Its product is annotated as vomeronasal type-1 receptor 4-like. Gene Ontology annotation, cellular component: membrane. Gene Ontology annotation, molecular function: pheromone receptor activity. The coding region runs from base 1 to 882 and encodes 293 amino acids. The transcript has a single exon. Gene Ontology annotation, biological process: G protein-coupled receptor signaling pathway. NCBI's taxonomy places the organism in Eukaryota, Metazoa, Chordata, Mammalia, Eulipotyphla, Talpidae. The record is from RefSeq and is a predicted model, not a curated record.
AUGGGUCCCGCAGGGGCCGUGGCCCUGACCUGUCUCUUCCUUCUCCAGGUGGGGGUGGGCACGCUGGGCAACGCCGUCCUCUUCCUCCACCACGUCCCCGACCUGUGUGGGCCCAGGCAGACGCCCCCCAGCACCGUGCUCCCCCACCUGGCCGUGGCCAACGUCCUGGUUCUCCUCUCCACCGGGCUCCCACACCUCCUGGCCGCCUGGGUCUCCCGGACGCCCCUGUCCUCGCUGGGGUGCAAACUUGUAAGCUUUCUCCACAGGACAGGCCGGAGCACCUCGCUGUGCUCCACCUGCCUCCUGAGCACCUCGCAGCUGCUCACUCUCAGCCCCGGGAGACUGGGGUGGACGGUGCUCCGGAGACUCCCCAAGGCCCUGGGUGCUUCCUGCUGCGCCUGCUGGCUGCUCAGUGCCCUCAUCAAUGUCUACAUCCCCGUCGUGGUCACUGGCCCAGGGAGGGUGAGCAACGGCUCCGAGCCUCAGGGCAGGUGGUUCUGCUGGUCCUCAGGUGCCAGCCGUGCCAUCGUGGUCCUGUGGCUGGUGCCCGACGCCGUCUUCAUCGGCCUCAUGGGCUGGGCCAGCGUCUCCAUGGCCCUGCUCCUGCGCAGUCACCAGCAGAGGGUGCGGCACCUCCACACCCCCAGGCCCGGCCAGGGGUGCCCCCCGGAGACCAGGGCCACGCGCACCAUCCUCAGGCUGACGGGCACCUUCGUCAGCUUCUACCUGCUGAAUUCCGCGGUUGUGUGUUACAUGACUGUCUUCCUGGACACCCCUCUGUUGUUGACGCAGGUCUCUGAAGUCCUGGUGUGCUGUUUCCCCUCUCUCUGCCCCUUCCUCAUGACCCUCAGAGACUCCAGCUGGGCAAGGUUCUGCUCCUGA